AGGAGAAAAGAAGCGGAAGUAUCUAAUCCUCGCGAGGUUUCACUCAAAAAAUAAGGCGGGUCACCAACUGGAGCAUGUCGGUUGAACAGCUUCAAAAUACGUAAAACUAACAAGGCAGAGUUUGGUCAUCCGCUUACCGAAAGUCGAACAGCUACGGUGGCGAGAUGGAGCCGACGGGGGAUUUGUCUGCUCGGGUUCUUGUUGAACAAAUUCUCAGUACCGAGCCACCAAUGACUCCUAUAACCCGCAGCGUCUCCAGAGAGCAAAAUCCCUCAUCUAUCUACCGCACCAGAUUGAGCGUGAAAAAGGCUGAUGCACAAACCCCACAGAACAUCUUGAGGCGCAGUCUAAAGCAUAAGAUGCGUGAGAGCAUAUCCAAGAAGAAUCUUCCACCUGCAAGCAAAGGGAGAACCGUCUCUCUUGGGCUGGAAAACCCAAACACGCGGGCUUCGUCUUUGAUGCUUUUAGAGGGCGACACGCCGAGGCACAUUCUCAUGAACAUCUUGCAGACGGAGCCUGUCAAGUCCCCUGUGAUUCACCAGGAAGCUGCACCAGUGGAGUCACAGCCGUCUUCAGCAGACCACAGCAUUGCCACAAAUUCCAGCAUUGAGCUGUCCGGUUUGGAUCUGCCCGACUUAACUUUUGGCAAUGCACAAAGCGUCGCAAAGAGGCUGAGCCGAAAGAGACCACGUCGCACCGUCAAUGUAUCUACUUUUAUAAAGAAGCUCAGGAAGGGUGAGGAUGAAAAAUGUGAAAACGAAGAGGAGGAUUCAGCACAAGAGGAUCUGUCGCUGUCUUCGAGCACCACUUCCUUCGGUCUAAAAACACCCUUUGAGAAUGUUCAGACUGAUAAAAAAGGCCUGCGGAGGAGAGUUUCUCAACGUCGAAAAACCACAAAGGAGGGUUUUGGCGAUGCUGUGAAUAGGAUGCUUUUAGAUCAUGAGACAAGCAGCUUAAUUCAGGGAGAGCAAGGCCUCGGUGAGAGCACCCUGGCCGAGGGUUUCUCUCCCAAACUAAGCAACUUGAAUAAACAAGAGCUCAUCAAUGAAAUUAUCCACUCUAACACGGCUCGAUACGACACUGGUGAUGUUCCCGUCGGCGUCUUUGCCGUACUCGAGACACAGGACCAGUCCACUGUCAUGGCGUCUGCGAUAACCCAGACCCAGCCAGAUGGAAAAGGUGAAGUUAUGCAAGUGUCUGAAUGCCAGGAGGAGAAUAAUACAACUGAUUGUGAAGCUGAGUUAGAGACCCCUGAGCCUGAGGAAGAAGACGACAAAGGGGAAAGAGAAGAAAGGGCUGCAGUUAACCCUCAAACUGAAGAGGUUGUUGUAACGCCAUCUGUAGAAGAGGACAACAUGGAAGAAGAAAAGAGUCUUGUUUAUUCUCAAACUAAAGCGGAUGCUGCAACGCCAACAGAAGAUGAGGAUGCUACUACAACACCUGAGGAUGAAGACCACGUGGAAGAAGAUAAAGUGGCUCUAGUUGACUCUCAAACUGAAGAGGACGCCACAACGCCACCAGAGGACGAGGACGCCACAACGCCACCAGAGGACGAGGACGCCACAACGCCACCAGAGGACGAAGACAACAUGGAAGAAGAAGAAAUGGUUGUGGUUGACUCACAAACUGAAGAGGACGCCACAACGCCACCAGAGGACGAGGACGCCACAACGCCACCAGAGGACGAAGACAACAUGGAAGAAGAAGAAAUGGUUGUGGUUGACUCACAAACUGAAGAGGACUCCACAAUGCCAUCAGAGGGCGAGGAUGCCACUACGCCACCUGAGGAAGAAGACAACAUGGAAGAAGAGGAAAUGGCUGUGGUUGACUCACAAACUGAAGAGGACGCCGCAACGCCAUCAGAGGUCGAGGAUGCUACUACACCACCUGAGGAAGAAGACAACAUGGAAGAAGAAGAAAUGGCUGUGGUUGACUCACAAACUGAAGAGGACGCUGCAACGCCGUCUGAGGACGAGGAUGCUACUACGCCAUCUGAGGGUGAGGACAACAUGGAAGAAGAGGAAGGGACCAAACACCCAACCGAGGACUCUGCUGCAGUUCCAUCCGAGGAAGAUAAUGCUCUUGCUGCCAGGUCUCAGUCAAAAGGAAAAACGGAUGAGGAGCAAGAGUUGAAUCAAGACGUUGAGCACAUCGAUCGUCAAGCUCAUCGAUUUGGGGGCACUUUCGUCAUGCACGUUGAAGAGGACGACACUACGGAGCCUGGCUUGUCCGAGCAAGACGUGGGUGGCAAGAACAGUUUGAGGGAUUCUCACAGCAGCAUCGAAGAGGAUUGCAGCGACCUUGAAAGUGGUCCACAUCCAGACUCGGACCCGGAUGAAUCUGGUAUUGAAGCACAACCCGGUUUUCAUCUUCCGGAGGUGAGCAGUGGCGAAAGAGCUGGUGAUUCCCCCAUAGAGGCGCCCCCUGUUGAUGGUGCGGUCACACCUGAACAGGACGAAUGGGAGGAAAAUGACGACGAAGAAGAGAAUCAAGAAAUCCCCAUGAAGACUCCAGCGUUUGUUCGAGAAAAGAGGACAUUUCAAGUAGCUUAUCAGGCCUCACCCACUGCUUUAAAUCCCCAAACCAGCAGUAAUAAAAGUGAAGGUGCGCCCUCUGUGAAACCAAAACGUGUGAGAAAGCCCAAAAGUGCCACAGUCAAGAAUGAAGUGGGACUUCCUAAAAACUACCUUAUGGGCGUUUUCCGGCACUUCGCCAAAACAAAGGUGUCCCCUGAUGUUUACCCCGUCUUAAAAGAGACAAUGGAUAAAUUCUUUGAUCGAAUGGCGGAGGACCUAGAGACGUUUGCUCAUCACGCCAAGAGAAAAACUAUCGAAGUUGAAGAUGUAGUACUGUUGUUGAGAAGGCAGGGUCACGUGAACGACAAGGUGCCUGUAGAAGUCCUAAUCGAGAAGUACCUGCGUAUGGACCAGCGCAGACUACUAAUCCCCAUGGCAACCAGUGGGAACAUCGUCAUCCCUAAAAUGAAGCGAUGAAUUACGAACAUUUCAGGUAUAUUUAGUGACUUGCAAUGUUAAGUCUGUUUAUUAUUUUCAAUGUAUAAAUAUUUAUAUCAGAUGGAUUACAGUUCAAAGUAUGUCAUUUUCCAUGUCACAUACCGUCUACAAAUUUACGUUGUUAAUACAGUGUAAGAGUAAUAAGUGACUGGGUAAUGUAAUUUGCAAAUAAAGUUCCCUGAUUUUCC
Messenger RNA from Entelurus aequoreus (snake pipefish), 3202 nucleotides. It is a transcript of the gene cenpt, whose product is annotated as centromere protein T. Gene Ontology annotation, molecular function: DNA binding; protein heterodimerization activity. The record is from RefSeq and is a predicted model, not a curated record. NCBI's taxonomy places the organism in Eukaryota, Metazoa, Chordata, Actinopteri, Syngnathiformes, Syngnathidae. The transcript is spliced from 14 exons. Gene Ontology annotation, biological process: kinetochore assembly; chromosome segregation; mitotic cell cycle. The coding region runs from base 165 to 2993 and encodes 942 amino acids. Gene Ontology annotation, cellular component: kinetochore.